Molecule: messenger RNA, 2301 nt
Organism: Zophobas morio
Lineage: Eukaryota; Metazoa; Arthropoda; Insecta; Coleoptera; Tenebrionidae
Gene: m-cup
Product: protein fem-1 homolog C
Exons: 6
Coding region: 70-2016 (648 amino acids)
Biological process (GO): protein localization to ciliary inversin compartment
Cellular component (GO): ciliary inversin compartment
Molecular function (GO): protein binding
Source: RefSeq, a predicted model, not a curated record
GAGUGUCAAUCACCUGUCAAAGUGUCAAAAAUAAAAACAACCAUUCAAAAAAUUAAUAACUCCUCAAAAAUGUGGAAAUCGUCAAAAAUGGACCCCGUCAACGACAAAAACAACAUCUUCCACGAUCUCCUCGAAGCAUGUAAAUAUUCGGUGCCAGGGUCCCGCCUUUCCAAUUCAUUACGAAACCGUCUGGAGAAGUACCCUUUGAAUAUCCGUCGCGAAAUCGUAAAUCGUGUUAAAGUAGGUUGUUCCCCUUUGUUCCUCGCGUGUAAAAAGGGCCAGACUGAAAUCGUGGAGUACCUCAUCUCCGUGUGUGGAGCCGACAUUGAGCAACGUGGUUUGUAUGAAGUCCAAGACGACAGAUCAACGCACGUCGUUACCCCUUUAUGGUGCGCUGCCGUCUCUGGUAAACUCUCAGUCGUCGAAAUUCUGUUAAGGCACAAUGCAGACAUCAAUGCAGUGUCCGAUACAGGCUCAACCCCCGUCCGAUCAGCGUGUUUCAUGACGCAUUUUGAAAUAGUCAAGUAUUUAGUAGAACAUGGUGCAGAUAUCAACCGGCCGAAUUACAACGGGGGCACAUGCCUUAUAAACUCGGUGCAAAGCGCACACUUGUGCGAUUUCUUGCUAAAACACGGCGCUGAUGUGAAUGCCAGGGAUAUCCAGAACAAAACAGCCCUGCAUUAUGCAAUCCAAGAACACAGGUUAGAAACCACAAAACUGUUGCUAAAAAACGGCGCUAAUUAUGAUGCUAAGUCACGCUAUGGUGAUGACGCGCUCCAAAUGGCCUGCCUCAAAGGGGCUAUUCGCAUUUUCGAUUACCUUACUGCUAAUAUUUGUUAUACGAACGAGAAACUCGCCAACGCACAUGAAUUAAUGGGGGCCACGUUGCUCGAAGAGCAUAGUGACGCAGUGGUAGCGUUGUACCAUUGGAGGAAAGGGUUAUUGUGUAGACAGAAUCACGGUUUGUUACCUAAGCAACCCAUUCGAGAACCCAGAGAGGGUUAUAGAUACCAAAAAGAGUUUGAAACAAUGGAAGAGCUAGAUAAUAUUGCUACAGACUUAGAUUUGAUACGUACACAGAGUCUUAUUAUGGCGGAGAGAAUUUUAGGUCCCCAUCACAAAGAUACGAUCUUCCGAUUAAUGUACAGGGGGGCUGCCUAUGCCGAUAUGUUGAGAUACCAAAGGUGCAUUGAUUUAUGGAGAAGAGCUUUAGAGAUUAGGGUCGAAAAAGACUCGAUUUUGUACACAGAUACCUGUUUUACUGCCCAAGCUCUAGUCAGACAAAUGGUCGAUUAUAAUGAAAAAACCGUGCCCAAGAACGAGGAUGAUGCAAAACAGAGAUUCCAUGACGUAGUGUGUACCUUUAAAUUGAUAACUAAAGACAUUUUAGAAAUAAGGCAACUUUUAACUAUACGACCUGUGUACAAGCGUCAAGUCGACUUUUUCGAUAAAAUUUUAAAGUGUGUUACCCAUCUCAUAUACUUAAUGAUAGAAACGGCAAAAACUAGCGAACAAAUCGAAACUAUUGUUCAAUUAAUAUCGAAUUUAGUCCGAUUAGAUCCAAGGAGUGUGCUUUCAGAAGACUCGCUUUUACACUUGUGCGUCUCCAAAUGCAACACGAUCAGGUCUAGUUACUUUGUUGACGAAGACACCAUUGUGAUAUUCCCCAAGCCUAGCGUGAUUAAAUUUCUUCUAGAAUGUAGUGCGCAUGUCAACGCGAAGAACGAACAAGGCUCCACCCCUUUACAUAUCGCCACGGAACGAGAAAACUACUCCGACUGGUUAAUUAAAUUGCUAUUGCAAUAUGGAGGUCACAUCGAUCAGCCCAACGCGAGGGGCGUUUGUCCGUCAGAUUACAUCAUCGAUGUAGGCAAAAGGUCAGACGUCGACAUCCACAUUUUGAAUUAUGUCAAUUUGAAAUGUUUGUGCGCAACCGUUAUUAGUAAAUUUCAAAUUCCGUAUAAAAAUCAAAUACCGAAGACGCUCGAAUGUUUUGUGAAGUUGCACGAACCUUGAGAGAUCUGUUGAAACGUCAAGACUCAAAAAAAGUGAUAUUUUAUUUUAAGUAUUUUUAUAUAAAGAAAUUCUAGCUAUAUUUAUUGAGAUCAUGACAGGUUCGUAAUUUAUUUGGAAUUAUGUUGUGUUGGCAGUCUCGUUUGAAAUGGUAGCACGGCUAGCAUUUUGGACAGUUACUGCGUGCAUUUUAUGUUCCUGAAUAGACGUUGCUAAUUUUAUUAAAAAAAGAAGUGUGUACAUAAUUAAAUUAUUUUAUUGAGGAAAUUAGACCUUGUUACCAUUUUA